ACUUGCAUCACCCACUAGGCCGCUAGACAGCCGAGGAGCGAAGAUGGUGGCGUCAGCAGCACCCUUCACCAGCGGCUUCCUCUGCCCGACCAAACCAAGGACGCCACUGCUCCCGUCCUCCUCCCGACCGUCUCACUCCCGCCUCCACUUCCGCAUCCGAUCCCCCGAUCCCAAGAACCCAGCGGCGGCGCCCGUCUCCUCUCGCAUGGAAGCGGCCCAGCCCCAGACGCGCGACGCCCAGGGAGGGGCGGAGUCGGCCAUGAAACUGCUUUUCGUGGAGAUGGGCGUCGGCUACGACCAGCACGGCCAGGACAUCACCGCCGCCGCCGUGCGCGCCUGCAAGGACGCCAUCUCCUCCAACUCCAUCCCCGCCUUCCGCGGCGGGUCUAUACCCGGAGUGAACACCGACCAGAUGAAGCUGCAGAUCAAGCUCGGCGUGCCGAGGUCGACGCAGCACUUGCUGGAUGCUGAGAGAGUCAAAGCCGUCUUCCCCUAUGGCAAGAUAAUCAGCUUCGAGGUUGUCGACGGCGGCAUGAUCUGUUCAAGCGGCGUGUGCCUCGAAGCAAUGGGGGACAAGAACGACGACUGCUACAUAGUCAACGCUGCAGUUUAUGUCGGCUACUGAUGUAAUCCUGGAGAAAGAGUUUUGCUUUCACCUGGAACAGUAGAAAUCGGACUGGCCUCGUCCACAAUAAGCACACGCCAUUGCUGUAACGGCUGCACAUCAUUGGUGUCGUGCUGGGUCUAUGUAUUGCCUGCCCUCGUCUUCCGGUCACGGCAUGCCCAGUUAGUUCCCGAGCAUUUGCAUGCGA
This is a messenger RNA of Panicum hallii, 812 nucleotides long. RefSeq lists its product as uncharacterized. The transcript has 3 exons. The record is from RefSeq and is a predicted model, not a curated record. NCBI's taxonomy places the organism in Eukaryota, Viridiplantae, Streptophyta, Magnoliopsida, Poales, Poaceae. The coding region runs from base 44 to 625 and encodes 193 amino acids.